CAGACAGUGAGCUCAAUCCUUCCUUGGGAAGAAAAUAACGCGGACAUGGGAGAGCGCUCGGAACACGCAGGUGAACCGGAGGGAGGGACGGCUUUACCCUGUGCCCAUUCAGUUUGGAAAACCCUGCUGCUGAUUGAAUGGAAAGGGAUUUUCCUAACGGGACUGCUGAAGUGUGUUUAAAGCUUGACUCUUCGAGAGGACAGCACUGGAAUGGGGAGAUGUCUCAGAUAUAGCCAAGAUCUAAAGGCAGAUCUUCAGUGAAUACAGACAAGGUUUGUUCGCGACCGUGGCAUGGGUGAUGUACGGCCUACCAGUGGAGCUCCAGCCCAUGGGCUGGUGCCGCUGUUUCCUCCCGGACUGCAGGCUAUCUACGGGGAAUGUCGGCGACUUUAUCCCGAGCAGGCCAACCCGCUUCAAGUUACAGCCAUUGUUAAGUACUGGUUAGGAGGACCAGACCCAUUAGACUACAUCAGUAUGUAUAGAAAUAUGGGCUGCUCAGCCCAGGACAUCCAGGAGCACUGGCACUAUGUCAGCUUUGGACUGAGUGAUCUGUAUGGAGAUAACAGAGUUCAUGAGUUUACAGGCCCAGAUGGAGCCAGUGGGUUUGGCUUUGAACUCACCUUUAGACUCAAAAGAGAAGCGGGAGAGACAGCACCACCAACCUGGCCAGCUGAACUCAUGCAGGGCUUGGCUCGCUAUGUUUUCCAGUCAGAAAACACAUUUUGCAGCGGAGAUCAUAUAUCGUGGCACAAUCCAUUAGACAACAGCGAAUCUCGUAUCCAGCACAUGUUGCUCACAGAGGACCCACAGAUACAACCGAUUCACACGCCUUUUGGUUCCGUAAGCUUUCUCCAGAUUGUGGGCGUUUGUACAGAGGAGCUUCAGGCAGCCCAACAGUGGAAUGGUCAAGGCAUCUUGGAGCUGAUGCGUGGAGUUAAAGUAGCUGGAGGCCCCUGGCUAAUCACAGACAUGAGGAGAGGAGAGACCAUUUUUGACAUCGACCCACACCUACAACAGGAGAGAGUGGAUCAGGGUAUUGAGACAGAAGGCUCUAACCUGAGCGGGGUCAGUGCCAAGUGUGUGUGGGAUGAUCUGAGUCGACCGCCAGAGGAUGAGGAGGACAGCAGAUCCAUCUGUAUAGGAUCACAGCCACGUAGGCUCUCAGACAAAGAUACUGAGCAGAUCAGGGAAACCUUGAGAAAAGGGUUGGAAUUUAACAGCAAGACAGCACUACCACCCAUCAACAGCCAAAAGCAGAACCACGAGAGGCCUCAGAGUCGGAAGGACAGUUUGGAGAGUGAGAGCUCAGCAGCCAUUGUUCCUCAUGAGUUGGUUCGAACGCGUCAGUUGGAGAGCGUCCAUCUGAAAUUCAACCAAGAGUCAGGCACACUACUGCCCCUCUGUCUGCGAGGCCGGUUGCUUCAUGGGAGACACUUCACUUAUAAAAGUAUCCAUGGGGAUACAGCCAUUACAUUUGUAUCCACAGGGGUUGAAGGCGCUUUUGCCACUGAGGAGCAUCCAUAUGCAGCACACGGACCCUGGCUCCAGAUACUGUUGACUGAGGAGUUUGUCGAACAAAUGCUUGGGGAUUUACAGGAACUCAACACGCGUGAGGAGACCAAGUUACCAAAGGAGUACAGUUGGCCAGAGAAGAAGCUGAAGAUCUCGGUCCUACCAGACUCUGUGUUUGACAAUCCACUCCAGUGAGGCACUAGGAAACCACACCUGCAGCCAUGCUUCCAAGUUGGACCAUAUUGUGGGGGACUGCAGUGCCUGUUUCACUCAAAGACUUCUGACUGUUACUGCAUUCUCAGACUAUCAGAUUAACUUUUCUCCCAGGCUUGAAGGCUUUUGACAAUGGCCUCAAACCAUCCUGUCCAGAUGGUUGCCCUGUUGGGUCAAUCAUUAUAAGUGACUCACGAGCUGUAGACAGAACAGGAUACAUUACUAAUGUAGUUAUGCGCACAUCCUUGAAUUGCCGUCCCACAUCCCUAGCAGUAACUUGGUCGAAGUUCUCAAAAACAGCUAUUUAUUCCAGUGACCUCAGAGGGCAGAAAAGUCACAUACUGAACCAAUUAUCAGUGUUUUAAUUAAGUUGAUGUGUAUAGUAUUUACAAAUGCUGGACAUUUUAAUGUUUGUGGUCAUACCAAAGUUUUAACUGUUAACUGGCAGUCUGCUGCCAGUACUGUCUGUGUCUCCAAUGUGUCAUGAGUCUGUAAUAAUGCAUUCACUGCCUGUUAGUCUGGGAUCACCAAACAAGAAACAGAACUACUUUCUUAGGUAUUUGGCAGAUUCUACAUAGACACAACUGUCCUUCCUGUUUGCCCUGAACAUGAUUCUUGUAUUGAGUAACACUUUUACAUUUGUCUUCUUUCAGUUUCCUCAUGCUUGACAAUGCAUAUUGGGGAACUGUGAUCCCUAAAAUCAGAAAUGCCCACAACUAGGGAUCAGCGUCAUCUUUACAGUUGGACCAGCUUGAAGAAGAGUUGGAGUAAAAUUCCUCUGUGCCUUGAGUUGAAAUCACCACUUAUUCUCUGGUGACGCCUAAAAGCUGCGUCUCUUUGAGCCGAGGCGGUGGUUUUCUGUUGCUGCCAUUGCAUUCCAUGGUAACAAGCAAAACCGAGCGAAGACUACUUUUGUUACACCCUCGAUCUUGAUAUUAAGUGAACUGACUGAUUGUAAUCCCAAGUGCAUUAAAGUGUAUAAGCAGAAUUACAGAGGAAGCUUGAGAAAUGUUUCGUGUACAUACAGCAACGUAUUUUAGCACAUGUUGUAUACUUUUAUACGUUCCUGUUGAUGCUGUGAUUGUGUUUUCUGAAAUAAAUAAUUUCAUACAAGA
This is a messenger RNA of Betta splendens (Siamese fighting fish), 2840 nucleotides long. RefSeq names its product suppressor of fused homolog (Drosophila) (gene sufu). The transcript has 13 exons. Lineage: Eukaryota; Metazoa; Chordata; Actinopteri; Anabantiformes; Osphronemidae. The record is from RefSeq and is a predicted model, not a curated record. Gene Ontology annotation, molecular function: transcription factor binding. Gene Ontology annotation, cellular component: nucleus; cytoplasm. The coding region runs from base 292 to 1707 and encodes 471 amino acids.